AUGGAUUACGUUAAUCUUUAUUGUAGAUGCUGGUCCAAUAGCCCCGACCAGCGUCCAAAGUUGGAUAUUAUUUUAAAAGAAUUCGAGAGUUUAUCAUCAGAUAUAUCUAUUGAAUUCAUUGAGAACAAUAUUAAAAUCAAAUAUAUCGAAAGGACAAAAGGUGAAGAUGUCGACCCGAGUUUAAAGUCUACUAACGCUGGGCUUUCUUCUAAAUUUAAUCCAAUAAUCAAGGAAUUCUUCAAAACAUAUAAAGAAAUUAAUGAUAUUUGCAUAACUGCAGAACAUUACAAGCGGACAUGUCGUGCUCUAUCGGACAGGGUUAGAAAGGCAGACGAAGCCAUACGGGAACUAGUAAAGCAGGACGAUAAUGUAACAUUUUUUAAUAAAAAAAAUUUAGUAGCGUUUAGAGGAUUUUUCAACACGGUUAAACGGUUGAAAUUCACUUUUGACGGGCACAUGAAAGGUCUCGGUUUUUCGAUUUCUACUGAAAAUCAACUUCAGACAGAGAAAGAUAAUGAAGCGCUAAAAAAAGAUACAGAGUCCUUUAAAGAGUACUUGGACAAAAUCGAUGGCGGUAUCACGGAUCUUGAUCAUAAAAUUAAUAGUAAUGUUGGCGAGAUUUUUGCACUUAAAUAUACUUUUGAAAAACAGCAAAACAUGCAUUAUAACGACCAAUUUCAAAUCACUGACAUAAUUUGCGAUGAGUUUUUGAAGAUAGAAGAUUAUAAUCCUCCAGAAACUUCUCGUGGAAAAGUUGUAAAACGAACUAGAAAAAUUGACGACAAACAUGCAAAGAUUGCAUAUUUUGGACUAAGUAGAGAGUUUGCCAAUGCCACCAGAAAUAUUGGUUUUGACAUUCAAAGUAUUCGAUAUAUGGCACCAGAAAAAUUGCUUAAUUCUAAACAUAAGUAUGAUAUUAAAUGCGAGGUGUACAGUAUGCUUCUUUGGGAAAUUGCAGAACUAAAAAUUCCAUAUGAAGAUGAAAUCGAUAUUUCAAAAAUUUAUGAUAUGAUUACCAAAGAACAAUGUCACGAAAAAUUUUCUCACCGUGGAGUUCCUCAAGAAUGGAAAGAUUUAAUAAAAGAAACGUGGCAUCAGAAUCCUAAAUUUCGACCAUCCUUUGCUGAUAUAUUUUUAACUAUUCAAAAAUUAAGCGAACAAAAAAUUAGUUUAUUUGAUACAAAUGUCAACCCAACUGAUGAAUUCCAUAAUCAAGAAUCUGAAACAUAUUUAAAUUUUGAUGAAUUUGAUGAUAUGUCUAUUGAAGAAGCAAUCGAAGAAUUUUAUAAAAAUGAUGGUAAUAAAUUAAAUGCCUGGAAAUGUUUUGAUGCAUAUGCAAAUAUAGGCGAUUUUACUGCAAAAUAUUGGAAGGCCUAUUUUCUUUACUAUAAUAUUCUUAACUGGCCAGAAUCUGAAAGAGAAAUGCGUGAGAAACAAGCAACUCAAUUAUUUAAAGAAGCAGCAGAUGUUGAUAUAGUAGAUGCACAACUGAUGUAUGGUGACUGUAUGUAUAAUGGUGUUGGAGAAAAUAAAGAUACAGUUAAGGCUGUAGAGUAUUACAGGAGGGCGGCUGAUAAUAAUAAUCCGAUUGCGAUGUAUAAAGUGGGAAAUAUUUACUAUCAUGGAGAUGGUGUUAAGAAAGAUUUAAUAAUAGGCGAAAAUUUUUUGAGGUUAGCUGCUUAUAAUCAGCAAAAACAGGCAAUGGAAAUUUGUAAAAAAUACGAUAUUAAACUUUAA
This is a messenger RNA of Dentiscutata heterogama, 1737 nucleotides long. NCBI's taxonomy places the organism in Eukaryota, Fungi, Glomeromycota, Glomeromycetes, Diversisporales, Gigasporaceae. The record is from the annotation of a GenBank genome assembly.